This is a messenger RNA of Dermatophagoides farinae (American house dust mite), 3653 nucleotides long. The record is from RefSeq and is a predicted model, not a curated record. Lineage: Eukaryota; Metazoa; Arthropoda; Arachnida; Sarcoptiformes; Pyroglyphidae.
UUCCGGUAUAGUGUUUUGCAUUCAUUCGAUCAAUCAAAAUCAUCCAACGACAACGAAUAGAAAAUUUUUUUCAACGAAAUAAUGUAUUCAUCAUUAUUUCGAAACUUUACUCAACAAUACAUCGAUCAAGUUUUGAAUACAUUUUCCUAUUGAAAGAAAAAUUUUCUAUACCAUGUUUCAACAAUAAAAACAACUUGGGUGAUUACAACCACCACCAUCCAUAUCAAUUCUGAAUCGGGCCAUGUCAUUUUGUUUUAUAAUUUCAUUUACAAUCAUGAUGAUGUUGAUGAUGAUGGUGGUACUGUUCAAUUUUUAUUCAAAAAUUAUCAUAGUUGAUGCAAAUCCACUGAAAGAGAAUCCAAGAGCCAUUCAUCAUUCAACGACAACAAUUACGAGCUUGAACUGGUCAUUACCGUUGAUAUCAAUGUUGAACGCCCGUUUUCAAACGGCACCAACUGUUUUUCCAUGUUUGGAUACAUUUGAUGUCAGACUUUUUUGGGAAGUUCAUCGUAUCGAUGAUUAUUAUUAUUAUUAUUAUUCUGGACAACAAUAUACUCAAUCAUCAGGUCCAAUAGUUAAAUCGACAAAUAAUGACAACUUGAAUGUUCGCCAUCUGAUACGUCUAUAUUGGACCAAAAAAGACAUAGUGGAUAAAGUUUUGUCGGCUGCCGUUAAGCAUCAACGACAACUAUUACAUAGACAUGAUAUUCGACAAAGACGACAACGAAAACCCAUGUGGACAUUAUUCACAGCACAUAAUAGAUCUUGGCCAUCAUUGUCACAUUUUCUCAAUUCAAAUUAUGAUAAUAAUAACAAUAACAUCAAGAAAAGAAAAAUAAGAAAUAAAAAGAUCCGCUAUACGACAAAUCUAACUAAUCUCCACCACCACAAUAGUCAGCCUAGUCAUUUUUUUUAUUCUACACGACCAUCAACAUUGAUUGAGAUGAAAAAAUUUCAUUAUGUACGAGAAUAUUCUUUGGAUAUGGAAAGUGAUGAUCAUGAUAAUCAUAUUGGUGUCGUUGAUAAUAAUAAUAAUGAUGGCAAUGCUGCUGGUGGUGGUGGUGGGCUAAUAAAAAUUCCAUGCGAUUCAUUUCAACCAAGUGAAGACAUUUACUAUUGUAUUGUUUAUUUAAUCCUUCAUAAAAGUGCUGUAUUAUAUGAGAAUAUACCACAUUGUAUUCCAACUAUAGAUAGAAAUAUAGAACAAAAUGGUCAUGUCCAGUUGAAUGGUUCAACAACAUUAUUCCGGAAUAUCUUUGUUGAUGGUCAACAUCGUGCUGUGUCAUCAUCGUCGUUGUCGUAUCCAAGUGAGAUUAAAUUCAAUUAUAACACUAACAACGAUGAAUCAGUGAUGAGCAACAACAACAAAGAAACAGCAACAAUAACUGAAACAUUCAAUGAAAAUAAUUCUUUUAACGAAUACAAAUCAUUCAUACAGAAGAAUAGACUUGAUGAAAAUCAUUCAAUGUCAACAUCAAUCAACCACAAUGCAUUCAUGGAUGUACGAGCACUAAAUAAUUCAUCAGUGAACCGGAUUCCAUCCAAUAUACGAUUAAUACAGAAGAAGCAAAACGCUUUUCAACCGAUGAAUCAUGAUUCAAGUAAUUCACUUGGUGAAAUAGAAACGGUCAUUGUACAAACACAUGCGUGUAGUUGUAAAUUCGAUUCAAAUACUAAUCAUGUCAAUCAAAAAAUUCAAGAAUUAGAUUUGAAAACUUUGAAUGUUAACAAUAAAAAAACAAUCAUUAUAAAUCUAAUGAUAACAACUUGUUCAAAAAUUGUACGAAAAAAAUUUUAUGAAUCUAAAUCAGCCUUACUAGAUCAUUAUUUAUUCAAUCAUAUUGUUGAUCCGAAUGCUUAUUCUGAUGCUGAUGUUGAUGAUGAUGAUGAUGAUGAUGUGGAAGAAAAGAGACAUUUGAAAAAUUCAACCAAAAAGAAACAAAGAAACAAACGGAAAAAGAAUAAUAAAAUAAGAAUCGAUCAAGCAAAUAAUAAUAAUAAUAAUGCUGACAGUGAGAAACAAAUCCCAAUUCACAAUAAGAAUGAUGACGAGAAUAAUAAUAAUAAUACAAACAUGGAAAAUAAAAUGAAUGAAUUUGACAUCUACAAUCAAAUAGAUUCGAAUGAAUAUUAUCAUAACAAUCCUACUGUAUGCAUUAUUUCAAUUGACAAGCCAGAAAAAUAUUCAUUUGAAUUGAAAAAUAUUGAACCAAGUAUUGAAUGGCUUUCAGAAAAUCCAAUGUUAGCUACAUAUUUUACUGAAACAUUAUUCAAUAAUAACGACAACCACAACAACAACAACAAUGUUGUCAAUGAUGAAGAUUCAUCGAUCGAUUAUUCACAUUUUUUAGUGGUCAGAAAUGGCCGAUCAUCUAUCGAUCCACAGCUAAAUAUUGAGAAUCGUUCACAAAUACAUUAUAUACAAUCAAAACAUAUUCGUUUAGAGGCAUUAUCAUCGAUGAAUUUAACGUUAAAAUUUCAACAACGUUUGCUUUAUCAUAAAGAACGAGAUUAUAAUAAUAAUAAUAACCAUGAUGAUGAUGAUGAUGAUGAUGAUAACGACAAUGAUAAUAAGCAUUUAUUGGAUCAUUUAUUUGUGAAUAUAUGUCGUGGAUUCUAUUCAUGGAUCAAACAAACCGUUUCAAUGAUAGCAGUAAAAGCAUUUCGACUAAAUAAAUUGGCCAAUACACAAACUGUAUCAACUAGAAAAACAACAACGUCCGUAACGUAUGCAUAUACUUCAAAUAUUUUGUCCACAAACAAUAUUAUUGAACAACAAAACAAUGAAUUAUCGAUGAUUAAUAUGCCUACAUUUCAUAUAGUUUCAAUCAUAUUGUCAAUAUUCAUUGUAUUGACAUUUUUGAUUUAUGCGAUAAUUGCAUUCUAUGGCUAUAUGAAUAAUGAUUAUUCACACGAAAAUAUAGCCACAAAAAACAACGACGACGACGACGACGACAACAACAACAAAACCUUUGUUCGUGGACAUACUGUUGUGACUAAUAAUAAUGACCAUAUAGAAAAAAGCAUUAGAAACCACAACCAAAGGAAUAAAAAUAAUGAUAAUGCCAAUAAUAAUAGGAAUUCUAUUGUUGUUCACAAUGGAAUUAAUUCAAUUAUUACUACCAGCAACGAAAUUAAAUCUAUUGAUGAUGAUGAUUCGAUUUCGAUCGACUAUCAUCGAACAUGUGACAAACGACAACAACAAUCUAGCCAACUUGAUUAUUAUGAUAUAUACGAACCAUUGACGACGACGAAAACUAUUGAUGCUAGUAAAUCCAUCACGAACAAAAUUCCGUUUGUCAAUGAACAACGACAAAUUGUAAUAAAUUCGAAUGAUGGAUCGACUACUUUUCAACAUUCAUUGAAACCAUCUCCACCACCACUUCCACCAUUGCUAUCAACGGCGAAAACAGUAACAAGAUUCGGUGGUUACAACAAUGACCAAAAUAAUCAUACACCAUUUGGUCAUUAUCGUUAUUGUCAAAGUUUACCGAUAAAUCAGGACAUCACAAAACAACAACAACAAACGUUGCCAUCUAGUAAUCACAAUGAUCAUCAUAUCCAGCCAGUUCACUUAAAAACAUUUAUGAACGACCAAAAUCAUUACAAGUGAAUUUCAUUUUUUACAAUUUUGAUAAAAUUUAUUUUUUAUA